Hydra vulgaris (swiftwater hydra) is the source of this 641-nucleotide messenger RNA. RefSeq lists its product as uncharacterized. NCBI's taxonomy places the organism in Eukaryota, Metazoa, Cnidaria, Hydrozoa, Anthoathecata, Hydridae. The record is from RefSeq and is a predicted model, not a curated record.
UAGCACUCAAAACAGUCUAGGUCAUGCUAGUGGUUGGCACUGCAUUAAUGAUAUCUUAAAACGACUAAAUCUUAAAGGAGCAAUUAAUGCAACAAAAAAACAGGCACAGAGUUGCUUCAUUACUUGCUAAAUUGCAUCUUUCAAAAAAAGAACAAGAACUAAUAUUUCAACAUUUUGGUCAUUCUGAACGAAUGAACAAAGAUGUAUAUCAAGCUCCUCCUGGAUCUAUGCAAUUACAGACAACUGGUCAAUUUUUGUUGCAAAUUAAUUCAAGUAGCAAUAAUACUUCAGAACAAACUAUUUCAAAUACUGAUGAUCUUUCGUGUGUAGCAAGUGUUUCAACUCCCAAGUUGUAUGAAGUCAAUAUGGAAGGAAAUGAUAAAAUUAAAAAUGUGAAAUGUUAUCCUAAACGAGUAAGACCAAAAGCCAAUAGCGUUAUCAAAAAUUCAGGUUAUGGCUGCAAAGAGACACACCGUAGAAAUGUAAUACACAUUGAAAUUUGUUUAUAUUUGCAACUGCCUUUUAAAAACUCUAACCGUUCUUGUGGAGAUGAAAAUAUAGAUGAAAACUUAGACGAAUGCCAUGCCCCUGCUUACAAUGAUUCUCUUUGUAGUACAUCUGAAAUAAAUAAAAAAGGUUAG